Nannizzia gypsea CBS 118893 is the source of this 1575-nucleotide messenger RNA. RefSeq lists its product as hypothetical. The record is from RefSeq and is a predicted model, not a curated record. The coding region runs from base 1 to 1575 and encodes 524 amino acids. The transcript is spliced from 2 exons. Lineage: Eukaryota; Fungi; Ascomycota; Eurotiomycetes; Onygenales; Arthrodermataceae.
AUGACCCUUCAGGCGAUCUAUGAGGGUUUCCUGGCCAGGCCAGAGCCGGAGACUCUCGCGCAGCAGGCCGCGCUGCACUACAUCACCACCACGACCUCGCACACCGGAUCCCAGGACAUCAUCAAGCACCUGCAGGUCGUCCGCCGGACGCUGGACAAGACGUCCCAGGUUACGCUCAGCGCCGUCGAGGGUGCCAGCUCCCUCUGCCUCGAGGUCGAGACCUCCCUGCUCUUUACCUGCGGCGGGGGCCCUUAUCUGUUAUCCCUCGACGAUAACUUCGUCGUCGACCAGACCGUCAUAAUCCCAAUCAUCCAUAUUGUUCACUUUGAUGCAGAGGACAAGAUCGUGCAGAUCCGCCAGUACUGGGACCAGGCGUCGUUGCUGAGAAAGCUCAAUGUCAUUGGAUCACGGAACAACUGGCCAAUCUCUGAUAGCGUGGAACAGAAACGCCUAAUCAGCUCGUCGAUUGCGGCUGCAGCCAAGUGCUCGAAGAAAGCUGAGGCGGAGCCUGAACCAAAGAAGCCCGAAGAGACAGAGCCUAAGAAGGCCGCAAAGGAGCCGGAGACUCCCCUGUCCUUUUUCGAAGCCCAGAGCGUCGAGGAGCCGCAGCCGGCUACCAAGUCUCGCACCUCCACUUUCUCUGCAAAGCCAGCUCCGCGAGACUACAAUGAUCUGUUCCAGGGAGAUGGCGAGGAGCCCCUGGUGACUCCUCCUAGGUCGAGAGACCGGAUUCUGGGUACACCCAAGACCGUCUCAAAGACCUAUACCCAUUUCGAGUUUGGCGAAGGAAAGAUGCCCGGUGACCAGCCCGUGAAGCCGUCCAAGAAGCCCGGCCACUUUGAAUUCGCGGACGAGGCUGAGCCUCAUGUGCUAGAGGAGCAGAAGAAAGCAGCCGAGAAGUCACAGUCCAAGGGCCCAGGACACUUCGAGUUUGGAGAAGCUGAAGAUUGUCCCAUGCCUGUUCGCCCUCGAUCGUCCAAGCAUCUGUCCCAGUGGGACUUUGAAGACUUCGUGACUCCUGAGAAGCCCAAGAGAAGACCUGUUCGUGGCCAGGAGGUCCGUCAUUUCGGGUGGAGCGACGACGAGGUCGAGACGGUCACCCCCAAGCCAAAGCCACGCAUCGCCCAUCCACGACGUGAUGCUGAGACCCAUUUCAAGCUCCAGGAUGAGCAAACCCCUCUUCCAGCUGAGAAGGCCGCUGCAGGUGCUGCGCAUAACAGAGGCCUGAAGCUGUAUGAACACAACCUGUACGAAGAAGACGAGAAACGAGCGACUACCUCCAACGGUGCCAGCAACGGUAGCAACGGCACGCACAAACACAAGAAGAUCUUUGACGCCAAUUGGGAGAUGAAGGACGAGUUCGCGAAUGAAAACGGCAACGCAGCCGAGGAAGAGGAGAAGAAACCCGUCUCUCGCAGCCGUAUGGACGUCGUCAAGCUGAUGGACUCUAGCUGGGACAAGUUCGAUGAAAACUCGCCCCAGGAACAACAGCCCGUCGUCGACCGUCCCAUCCGCGCCAACCCAGCUCGCCAGAGCGUCUACUCCAGAAGCUGGGGCUUUGGAGAUGAGGAUUAA